This is a messenger RNA of Cordyceps militaris CM01, 1215 nucleotides long. RefSeq names its product histidinol-phosphate aminotransferase. Lineage: Eukaryota; Fungi; Ascomycota; Sordariomycetes; Hypocreales; Cordycipitaceae. The record is from RefSeq and is a predicted model, not a curated record. The transcript has 2 exons. Gene Ontology annotation, molecular function: pyridoxal phosphate binding; L-histidinol-phosphate:2-oxoglutarate transaminase activity. The coding region runs from base 1 to 1215 and encodes 404 amino acids. Gene Ontology annotation, biological process: L-histidine biosynthetic process.
AUGCCAGCCUUCAACCUCGCGACCUGCGCGCGGCCCAACAUCCUCGCUCUGGAGCCGUACCGCUGCGCUCGAGACGACUACAAGGACGACGGCACCAACAUCCUCCUCGACGCCAACGAAAACGCCUUUGGCCCGUCCCUCACACCAGCUGCCGCGGCGGCGGCCUCGGCCUCCUCGUCAGUCGGCAUCGACUGGCUCGGCCUCCACCGCUACCCCGACCCGCACCAGCGCGACCUCAAGCAGCUCCUGUGCGACCUCCGCAACACCCACGCCCACACACCCGCCACCCUCACCCCCGACCACCUCUUUGUCGGCGUCGGCUCCGACGAGGCCAUUGACGCGCUGCUGCGCUGCUUCUGCGUGCCCGGCCGCGACCGCAUCCUCGUCUGCCCGCCCACGUACGGCAUGUACUCGGUGUCGGCGCAGGUCAACGACGUCGCCCUCGUCAAGAUCCCGCUGCUGCCCGCGCCCGGCUUCGCCCUCGACGUCGCCCGUGUCACCGCCGCCCUGUCCGCGCCCGGCAGCGAGACCAUCAAGCUGGCGUACUUUUGCUCCCCCGGUAACCCGACCGGCGCGCUGCUGAGCAAGGCCGACAUUGAGCAAGUUCUCGCGCACCCGACGUGGAACGGCGUCGUCGUCGUCGACGAGGCGUACGUCGACUUCGCCCCCGACGACGCCUCCCUCGCCGAGCUCGUCGCCGAGCACCCCAAUCUGGUCGUCAUGCAGACGCUGUCCAAGGCGUUUGGCAUGGCCGGCAUCCGUCUCGGCGCCGCCUUUGCCGCGCCCGAUGUCGCCCGCGUCCUCAACAGCCUCAAGGCGCCGUACAACAUCUCCAGCCCGACCAGCGCGCUCGCCGCCGCCGCCGUUGGCGCCGAGGGCCUGGCCGUUAUGCGCGCCAACCGCGGCCGCAUCGUGGCGCAGCGUGACCGGCUCGUCCGCGAGCUGCCCGCAGUCCCCGGCGUCGGCCGGCUGCGCGGCGGCACCGAGAGCAACUUUUUGCUGUACGAGAUGCUCAACGCCGCGGGCGAGCCGGAUAAUGACGUCGCCCACAAGGUCUACUCGGUGCUUGCGGAGAACGAGGGUGUCGUUGUUCGCUUCCGCGGCAAGGAGCACGGCUGUCUGGGCUGCCUGCGUAUUACCGUUGGCACAGAAGAAGAAGUAACUCGCUUUCUUUCUUCGCUAAAAGAGGUAUUGGAAAAAGUUAGAGGCCAGUGA